GUCCUUCUCAACUCCAUCCGCCGCCCCCGCCGCCCAUGCAGAGCUAUCCGCCUCUUCGUCCAGCAGAGCACCGCCCGCCUAUCCUCCCCGCUCAGACAUCCUCUUCUACGGACUCUUACCGUCUCCCUUCGUCCUCUACCGCGGGCCACCUUCCCACAAUCCCCGUUAUUGGAUCUAGCGCCAACGCAGAAGCCGGCCCCUCCACCCUGGGGCCCAACGCGGGCAAGAGACGCAUCGGCGUCGCGAAUGCUAAGAAACGUCGCGCGACUAACGCAGGUGUCGAUGACGGCACCGCGAACGAAGACGGCACACCGUCCCGACCGCCGACCAAACAACGGGAUGGCCCCAAAAAGAAGAAAGCACAGCGCGCAUGCGCACAUUGCCAAAAGGCACAUUUGACUUGUGAUGAUACUCGACCGUGCCAACGCUGCGUCAAGCGCGGUAUGGCCGAAAAAUGCGUUGAAGGGCAUCGUAAGAAAGCGAAAUACCUACUGGAUGAUGCUGAACUCGAGGCUUUAAAGAAGGGCAAGCCGAUCUCACAAACUACUCCAGAAGGCUCCCAACCUCCACCCUCCGCUCCGCCAGUGAUGGAACAGUUUCCGAGCAAUGAUUUAUACUUCAACCUCCCGAUGGAUCAGAAUUACAGCUUUGGUUCCGAGGCUGCGAAUCUCGAGUACUCGAGUCUAUCAGCUAUCCUAGGGAUGAACAACUUCAGCCCUGAUCAGCCGUUCCUCACCUCGGAGACCCCUCCAUCGACGUCCGUUGCGUAUGGAUCGCAGUUCGCAAACGCUGCAUGGCCGGCUGAGCCGUCACCCCAACAGACGAACAUCUCUCCACAAGCUCUCAUGGGUGGACGGUCCGUCGGAUACGAUACAAGCUAUGCUAGUCAACAACAACAGCAGCAGCAACAACAACAACAACAACAACAACAGAACGGCGGACAGUAUAUUCAAAAUGGGCGAUAUGCUAACCAGGGCAUGUUCGAUAAUGCUGGGGCAUCAAAUAUCAGCAUACAACAAAAUGGUCGCGAACAACAGCAACUCCCAGUCCAGAAUCUAACAUCCGAUACCGCCUAUCCGCAAUCAGAUCUCUCGUUCGCAAGCCAGCAGUCAUACAUACAGCCAUCCCCUCCCGUUGUAGCCCCAUUACAGCAGCAACAGCAGCAGCGCUUGCCCACAAGUCAAGGUCCGAGCACGAGUGCGCCGCCGAUUGCCCAGCGCUCAAUGACGCAACAGACGAGCACGUCAACCGUUUCUCCACCCGAUACAGACUCUCCAAUGUCAACGGGUUCCUUAACUGAAGGGCAGACUACUCCUGCAAUUGGGAGUGGCGAAACGCCGUCCGAUGUGUACUCGACUGUUACGAAGCCAUAUAGCUAUAUUCAGAGCUACCAGUUCCUGAUGGGCUUCUUGUAUAAAAGAUUCUCUAAAAAUGAUAUCCUACGCGUCAUACGCGCUCUAGCCAUCUACCGCCCAUCUAUGAUUGCCCUCCAAGCGCCCAUGUCUGCAGAUGACUUUAUAUUUAUGGAGAAGUGCCUUCGCCGUUCGCUCUUGGAAUUGGAGAAGUUGAUUUCGUUUAGUGGUACUCCGACCGUUGUGUGGCGCCGGACAGGCGAGAUAUGUCUCGUUGGUGUUGAGUUUUGUCUCCUUACGGAGUGGAAGAAAGAGGACCUCGUUACUGGAAGGAAAUAUAUCUACGAGCUCUUCGAAAGUCAAUCCGUCAUCGAGUACUGGGAGAAGUUCGCCUCGCAUGCGUUCGAGAACACAGCAACGUCCGUAUUUAGUCAUUGUGUGCUUCUGAAACCGUCCGGGGAGCCUAUACCGUGCACGUUUUGCUUUUCGAUACGGAGAGAUAUAUUUGAUUUGCCGAGUCUCGUCAUCGGGCAAUGGCUACCUCUCAUGUAAUUUAACUUUAAGAAGGAUUGACAUUGUCACUUCCGCCAGACGGACAUGAACCAAGAAGAAAAAAAGAAAUUUAAUUCCGUUAUUUACAUUUUUACUUUCCAUAUCACCACAUUAUUCUUUUCUUUUCUUUUAUUAUCUCUUCACUCCGUUUAUGGUUCCUUUAUCAGGUCCUGGAACGAGCUUCUUAACUUACUCAUAUACUUACUGUAUGUUGCUCUUACACAAGUAUACAGGCUGAGUACUGCUUUCUUUUGAAAUUCACAUUGUUUUUUACACUUUCUAUCAGACACCC
Molecule: messenger RNA, 2196 nt
Organism: Fomitiporia mediterranea MF3/22
Lineage: Eukaryota; Fungi; Basidiomycota; Agaricomycetes; Hymenochaetales; Hymenochaetaceae
Exons: 8
Coding region: 36-1904 (622 amino acids)
Biological process (GO): regulation of DNA-templated transcription; cellular response to starvation
Cellular component (GO): nucleus
Molecular function (GO): zinc ion binding; RNA polymerase II transcription regulatory region sequence-specific DNA binding; DNA-binding transcription factor activity, RNA polymerase II-specific
Source: RefSeq, a predicted model, not a curated record